Triticum aestivum (bread wheat) is the source of this 1686-nucleotide messenger RNA. Its product is annotated as protein LEAD-SENSITIVE 1. Bases 306 to 1349 code for a protein of 347 amino acids. The transcript is spliced from 2 exons. Lineage: Eukaryota; Viridiplantae; Streptophyta; Magnoliopsida; Poales; Poaceae. The record is from RefSeq and is a predicted model, not a curated record.
GGCCCGAGAGAGAAAGAGAGUCGUGGUGGUCGCGGUCGCGGGCACGGACGCGGGAGCAACGGCCGCUUUCCUCGUGCCCUUGCUUCCUUCCUAACCUAACCAAGCAACCAGCCCUAACCGAUUGCCGUCUCCAUCCGCGUUCAUCCACCCAGGGCAUCCUUUGCCGCUAAGCAAGCCACACCUCGGGUUCGAGGCGGCGAGGGUUUGCGCGACGAGGAUGACUGUAAUGCUCUGGCCCCGGUGAUCUCUGCCGUUUCAGAUUGGGGAACUCGAUUUCGAUUUCGACCCCAGUGCUGGAUUCGUCGAUGGUGGGGGUGCUGUCGAAUCGGGUGGGCCGGGAGGCCCUCGCCGCCGGGGAUCACAUCUACUCGUGGAGAACCGCCUACAUCUACGCCCACCACGGGAUAUAUGCUGGAGAUGGAAUGGUCAUCCAUUUUACGAGAGCGGUUGGACAUGAAAUUGGGACAGGAACAUUCUUAGACAAGUUUCUGUUCAGCUCAUCGCCGACUACGGCGGAUGGCCCUCCUUGCGAGAAAUGUGGGCACCUCAUCAAGCCUCAGGGCGUCAUAAUGUCCUGUCUCGAUUGCUUCCUGGACGGGGGCAGUCUCUACCUCUUCGACUAUGCUGUGUCGCCCCCUUUCUUCCUCGCCAAAGCGCGUGGAGGAACGUGCACUAUGGCACUCUCUGACGCUGCUCAGCUUGUUGUCCACCGUGCCAAACACCUCCUCAACAAUGGCUUUGGCAUGUAUAGCCUGUUUAAGAACAACUGUGAGGACUUCGCGAUAUACUGCAAGACAGAGCUGCUCGUCGAGACUGCUUACAGCGUUGGGCGCAGUGGGCAGCUGGCGUCCCUGACGGCUGCGUUCAGUGCGGUGGCUUCUUCGCCGCUGCGUUUCCUGACAACUAGUGCUAGUGGUCUGGCAAUUGUGACAAGCGGCAUGUACUGCGUGGGGCGAUAUGUGUCAGACAUGGGUGUUCGCCGUGAUGUGAUCAAGGUGCCUGUGGAAAGGCUUGUAGAGCACUGGGUGAACAAUGUCACUCCUGCUCUUCCUCAAGGGGCCACCCAGGCGGAGACUGCAACACCAGGAGGCUUGCCUGAGCUACCAGAGGAAGGGGAGCUUGCUAAAACGGCAACACCAGGAGGCUCGCUGGAGCUACCAGGAGAAAGCGAGCUUGCUAAAACGGCAACACUAGGAGGCUCGCGGGAGCUACCAGGGGAAGGCGAGCUUGCUAAAAUGGCAACACCAGGAGGCUUGCCGGAGCUACCAAGGGAAAGCGAGCUUGCUAAAACGGCAACACCAGGAGGCUCGCUGGAGCUACCAGGCAAAGGGGGACUUGCUAAAAAGUAAAGUGUUAUUUAGCUGCGGUAUUGUCGUUCGUUGAUUUGGCUUUGUGAGGAUUGCUGCUCAAUUCCCUUAUCUGUGUGUUCCACGCAAUUCUUCAUGCAAAUUAAUCUACCUCUGAAAGAGGUUGGUCGAUCUGGGUGUGACGAUUUGCUGCUUAAUCCACUUAUUAAGCUUGUUGCCCGAACUUGUUCAUGUAAAUUAAUUUACCUCUGAAAGAAGUAGCAAUGCGUCCACUUUGCUUGUAUGUAAUGUUAUGAUGUAAGGUGCAAACUUCUAGCCAAGAUUUGUCUUGGCACAAAUUUGAAUCAAACCAUGUGAUGUCAUAUAUUUCUUGGUUCCA